Messenger RNA from Hemicordylus capensis (graceful crag lizard), 3230 nucleotides. RefSeq names its product splicing factor 3a subunit 1 (gene SF3A1). The coding region runs from base 377 to 2776 and encodes 799 amino acids. The record is from RefSeq and is a predicted model, not a curated record. Gene Ontology annotation, biological process: regulation of alternative mRNA splicing, via spliceosome; mRNA cis splicing, via spliceosome. Gene Ontology annotation, cellular component: catalytic step 2 spliceosome; U2-type prespliceosome; U2 snRNP. NCBI's taxonomy places the organism in Eukaryota, Metazoa, Chordata, Lepidosauria, Squamata, Cordylidae. The transcript is spliced from 17 exons. Gene Ontology annotation, molecular function: protein binding; RNA binding.
UGGGGAGUGUCAGAUGCAAGUUCUAAUGAGAUGUUGACUUCAUUUUAUUUUUAAACUCAUUGAAACAAUUUUAAAAAGAAUUUUUGGGGUAGGUCCAUGGGCAUCCGCAGCCCUCAUCUCAUCUUUUUCCGGUCCGCCUCCCCCAGGCGGCCGUUUGCUUUAACCCAGCUCUAUGGUUUGCGCAUGCUCACGCCUCCGCUUCGGGUCAACAGAGAAAGUUCCUAGUAGCAGGAGUACGCAUGCGUCCACGGGAUUGCUCCCGCCCCCUUCCUCGUUUGUGCCUGCCCCGUGUGCGCGCGCAUCCCGUCAGGCGCGGACAUUUCUGUCCGUGUUUUUUCGAGCUGCGCCGCUUGAGGUGGGCUGAGCCGCCGUCACCAUGCCGGCCGGACCUGUGCAAGCGAUGGCACCUGCCCAGCCAGCGCCGACUGAAGCGAAGCAGCCUGAAGAUGAACCCAAAGAGGAAGCCGCUCCAGCCAAACCUGUGGUGGGAAUUAUUUAUCCGCCCCCUGAGGUUCGAAAUAUUGUGGACAAGACAGCCAGCUUUGUGGCCAGAAACGGCCCUGAGUUUGAAGCCCGUAUCCGCCAGAAUGAAAUCAACAACCCCAAAUUCAACUUCUUGAACCCCAACGAUCCUUACCAUGCCUAUUACCGCCACAAAGUCAACGAGUUCAAGGAAGGGAAGGCACAGGAGCCCUCGGCAGCCAUCCCGAAGGUCAUGCAGCAACAGCAGAGUGCCCAGCAGCAGCUUCCCCAAAAGGUCCAGGCCCAGGUGAUUCAGGAAACCAUCGUCCCGAAGGAGCCUCCUCCGGAGUUUGAGUUCAUCGCAGACCCGCCUUCCAUCUCAGCCUUUGACUUGGAUGUGGUGAAACUGACCGCCCAGUUUGUCGCCCGGAAUGGCAGGCAGUUCCUCACCCAACUGAUGCAGAAAGAGCAGAGGAACUACCAGUUUGAUUUCCUGCGCCCCCAGCACAGCCUCUUCAACUAUUUCACCAAGCUGGUGGAACAGUACACGAAGAUCUUGAUCCCACCUAAAGGUUUAAUAAUAAAGCUCAAGAAGGAGGCAGAAAACCCCAAAGAAGUCUUAGAUCAGGCCUGCUACAGAGUGGAGUGGGCCAAGUUUCAGGAGCGGGAGCGGAAGAAGGAAGAGGAGGAGAAAGAGCGAGAGCGUGUCGCCUAUGCACAGAUUGACUGGCAUGAUUUUGUGGUGGUGGAAACCGUGGACUUCCAGCCCUCUGAGCAAGGCAAUUUCCCUCCUCCGACUACCCCCGAGGAGCUGGGUGCUCGCAUCCUGAUCCAGGAGCGCUACGAGAAGUUUGGCGAAAGCGAGGAAGUGGAGAUGGAGGUGGAGUCGGACGAUGAAGAUGAGAAGCAAGAAAAGUCCGAGGAGCCGCCCUCCCAGUUAGACCAGGACACCCAGGUGCAGGACAUGGAUGAGGGUUCUGAUGACGAAGACGAGACCCAGAAAGUCCCGCCCCCUCCGGAAACUCCCAUGCCUCCACCUCUCCCUCCAACUCCAGACCAAGUCAUUGUCAGGAAAGAUUACGAUCCUAAGGCUUCCAAGCCUUUGCCCCCCGCCCCAGCGCCAGAUGAGUAUCUCGUCUCCCCCAUCACUGGAGAGAAAAUUCCAGCCAGCAAAAUGCAAGAGCACAUGCGGAUCGGGCUCCUGGAUCCCCGCUGGCUGGAGCAGAGGGACCGCUCCCUCCGGGAGAAGCAGACCGACGACGAAGUGUAUGCCCCAGGUUUGGAUAUUGAAAGCAGCUUGAAGCAACUGGCUGAGCGCCGUACCGAUAUUUUUGGUGUGGAGGAGACCGCGAUUGGCAAGAAAAUUGGGGAAGAGGAGAUCCAGAAGCCUGAAGAAAAGGUGACCUGGGACGGCCACUCUGGAAGCAUGGCCCGGACUCAGCAGGCCGCUCAGGCCAACAUCACCCUGCAAGAGCAGAUUGAGGCCAUCCACAAGGCCAAGGGGCUGGUGCCCGAAGAUGACAGCAAGGAGAAGAUCGGCCCAAGCAAGCCCAACGAGAUGCCGCAGCCCCCGCCUCUUUCCUCGGCCCCCAACAUGCCGACCAGCGCACCUCCAAUCGCUUCUGUGCCCCGCCCGCCCUCGAUGCCGCCUCCUGUCCGCACGACGGUGGUCAGUGCCGUUCCCGUCAUGCCUCGUCCCCCGAUGACAUCGGUGGUCCGCUUGCCACCGGGCUCGGUCAUCGCCGCCCCCAUGCCGCCCAUCAUCCAUGCCCCGCGGAUCAACGUCGUUCCGAUGCCCCCUUCCGGUCCGCCCAUGAUGGCCCCCCGGCCGCCUCCCAUGAUUGUGCCGACAGGAUACAGACAGGGACCAGUCAGCAGUCCAGCAUUUGUUCCAGCUCCUCCGGUGGCGCCCGUCUCGGCCCCCACGCCUAUGCCCCCCGUCCACCCCCCGCCUCCCAUGGACGAUGAGCCGGCCUCCAAGAAGCUGAAGUCCGAAGACAGCCUCAUGCCAGAGGAGGAAUUCCUGCGCAGGAACAAGGGCCCAGUCACAGUCAAAGUCCAAGUCCCCAACAUGCAGGACAAGACGGAAUGGAAGCUGAAUGGCCAAGUCUUGGUCUUCACCCUCCCGCUCUCCGACCAGGUGUCUGUCAUAAAGGUCAAGAUCCACGAGGCCACUGGGAUGCCUGCUGGGAAGCAAAAGCUCCAGUAUGAGGGGAUCUUCAUCAAGGACUCCAACUCCCUGGCUUACUACAACAUGAUGAGUGGCUCCGUGAUCCACUUGGCCCUCAAAGAAAGAGGCGGCAGGAAGAAAUAAGAGGCCUCAGGGGGAGCUGCUGCCGUCCCGGGUGGUCUGUCCAGGGGACAAGCAGCCACUGGAUUCCACCAUCGGCCUGGAGUUCCCAUUCUGACUGAGCUCAAGAGCCUUACGCCUGUCUCUGGUUGUCCCGGGAGCUGGGGCAAGUUCUGUUGCCCAGGCAGUAGCUGUGCCGUUGUGAAUCGGUGUGCAUGAACCUGGUUGCCCGCUUGUGCCGUGUCCGUAAUGCCACUCGCGUUGAACCUUUGCUAGCCCUUCCUUCUCUGUGGUCCCCCGUCUCAUUUCUUACUCGUCCCUCUUGUGGAUGAGCUCUUGCCUAGCUUGGAUCUUUUCCAACGACUUGUUUAACUUUCGGAGGAACUUGCCCGUCGGAUGACGCAUUUCAGUUCACGCUCUUGUAACGCAUCGAGAAGUGUAGUGAAGCUACUGCAAUAAAGUGAUUUGCAACUCCCCA